Myotis myotis is the source of this 2418-nucleotide messenger RNA. RefSeq names its product hydroxysteroid 17-beta dehydrogenase 12 (gene HSD17B12). Bases 107 to 1117 code for a protein of 336 amino acids. The record is from RefSeq and is a predicted model, not a curated record. The transcript has 12 exons. NCBI's taxonomy places the organism in Eukaryota, Metazoa, Chordata, Mammalia, Chiroptera, Vespertilionidae. Gene Ontology annotation, cellular component: endoplasmic reticulum. Gene Ontology annotation, molecular function: oxidoreductase activity.
CCUAUUAGUCGUCCGCUGCGUCACGACGGGCGCCACUUCCAGGAUUCAUUCAUUAGUUUUUUUUGUUUUUUUCAUUCUCGAGGGUAGUAAGGCCUGGUUGAUAGCCAUGGAGAGCGCUCUCCCUGCGGCCGGCUUCCUGUACUGGGUGGGCGCGGGCACCGUAGCCUACCUGGCCCUGCGCAUCUCGUACUCGCUCUUCAUGGCCUUUCGAGUCUGGGGGUUGGGUCACGGGCCUGGGGUUGGACCAGAGCUCGGUGAAUGGGCAGUUGUCACAGGUGGUACUGAUGGAAUUGGAAAAUCAUAUGCAGAAGAGUUGGCAAAGUGUGGAAUGAAGGUUGUCCUUAUCAGCAGGUCCCAGGAUAAACUGAAUGAGGUUUCCCGUGAAAUAAGAGAAAAAUUCAAAGUGGAAACAAAGACGAUUGCUGCUGACUUUGCAUCCGAAGAUAUAUAUGAUAAAAUUAAAACAAGCUUGGAAGGCCUUAAAAUUGGUGUUUUAGUGAACAACGUGGGAAUAUCAUAUGAGUAUCCUGAAUACUUUUUGGAAAUUCCUGACUUGGACAAUACCAUCAAGAAAAUGUUAAAUGUUAACAUUCUUUCUGUUUGUAAGAUGACACACUUGGUGCUGCCUGGCAUGGUAGAAAGAUCUAAAGGCGUGAUUCUGAACAUCUCCUCCGCCAGUGGCAUGAACCCAUUUCCACUGCUGACCAUCUACUCUGCAACCAAGGUCAAUAGCACCAUCUGCAUAUACACUGUUGAGGCAAAAGGAUACAUCUCUGAAAUGGGAAUGCCUGCUGAGGGUUUUGUAGAUUUCUUCUCUCAGUGCAUCCAUGAGGAAUAUAAGAGCAAGGGCAUCUUUGUGCAGAGUGUCCUGCCCUUCUUUGUAGCUACGAAAAUGUCUAAAAUCCGGAAACCAUCUUUGACCGUACCCACUUCAGAGGCAUAUGUGAAGUCGGCGAUGAAAACAGUGGGGUUGAAAACCCGAACCAAUGGAUACCCGAUCCAUUCUCUUAUGGGUACAAUUGUCUGCAUGCUGCCUUCUUCAUUGUAUUUGAAACUGUCCAUGUAUAGGGGCAAGUCCAUACGGGCUCGCUAUCUGAAGAAAGCCAAGAAGAACUAAGCGUUGAUAACUGCUCUGCGUAGCUCGGCCAGAUGCUCCAGCCUCCACACGCUUCUCGCGGGCCACCCACGCAGCUCCCAAGUCUUCAGGCGUUUUAAUAGUUACUAACAAGGCUGAAUGUGGCCAUAAUCAGGAAGGAAGCAGGAGCUCCUGACAUAUAUUCUGGAUGCUACCAGCAGCAGUUAUUGUGUAGUUUAAUAUAAAUGCUCAUAUCAAUUGGAUGUAGAACUAAUAUUAACAAGAACAACUUAAUGGGAAGGAGCACAAGUUCAGCAAAUCACAGGAUAGAGUCAGGCAUAAGGCCCAACAGUUUCAUCUGGCCCAAAGUGUCAAUGACGACUCUUGUAUCUUCUCUGAAACAUACUUUAAAAAGUCAUGGCCAGCUCCUCGUUCUUGUUUUUAACAGUUUGAGGGACUGGAGAUGAAUGGAUUUACACGGGGAGGACACACUGCAGUUUGCAUAGUUCUUUGUAAGCUUUUCUAAAGGCCUGUCCCCGUUUGUAUGUUAUAUGGAACUAUCUUUUUCCAAGCAGCUAAUGACAAAAAUAAUUUGGAGAUUUUUUUACAUGUGAAACCUAUAAAAAUAUGCUUUCCUCUAAUAUUUCUUCUCAGUUUAAAUGUAUGUAGCUACUUCAAGGUGUAUGGUAUGAUUUACAAAGGUAAAUGGGCCAAAAUGUACACUGAGCCAGCCAGCCACCUGUGGUGCCACUAAAACCUGCCCAGGAAAGUGGCCUGGUGGACCCGAGGCCUGGUUUCUGUGCUUCAAUAAUACUGCUUACAUAUGUGACAGAGGCUGUUCCUAGAACAGCAAUGACAUCAGAGAAGUGGGCUUGAACUUUGAGAUUAAUACCCUAUAAAUACUGAUAUAACUAGUCUUAAUGAAAGGUAAUAGAACUGUGGUGUUGAUUAACAGUAUAUUUCUUUGGUGCUUGAAAUUAAGGCCAUUGUUACACUGGCUUAAUAUAAAUUAAGGCUUACUUUUAUCCUGCUAUAUAACUUGUUUGGGGAAAUUGCUAAGCAAUAAUUCAAUGUUGUGAGACAUGUCAUCUAAAAAGGUAGACCUUUUCCUAGGCUGUGAUUCCAAGGCUGAGUUUUAAGCAUCAAUAAAUUAGCACAAAAAUUUUUAAUUGGGGUAUUUAAGUGUUUCUAGAUUUUAAUUUUAUCAGCUAAGGAUAUAAAAACAGAAAACCAAAUUACCAUCGUUAUAUAAAAGACAUUUAAUAGCAUACAAAAAGUGGAAAGAACAAUCUCAGAAUAAGGAAUACUCAUUUAAAUGGAAUAAAGGCAGCUUUUUUGAAAAA